CACGGGUGUUACGCAAGAGGCUGUAAUGAAGGGGCCCCAGCCCGCAGCAUCCACCAGCCCGCCUCCCGCUGCCCUCCCCAGUGCCGGCCCUGCGGCUCCGCGGGUUGCGAAAGCCCCGGGAGUACAUAAAGCAUUCCCUGCCUGGGCACUGCCACCACCAUCAACACCCGGGCUCCCAAGAGGCUCCAGGGACCGGCACUGUCUGGACAGGAUGGCCCACACACAGAGAGCUCUGCCCUGGCUGCUGCUGCUGUCACUGGCCUUGGUGGGCAGCAGCACUGCAGAGCGGGACUGCCGAGUAAGCAGCUUCAAAGUCAAGGAGAACUUCGACAAGACCAGGUACAGUGGCACCUGGUAUGCCAUGGCAAAAAAAGAUCCUGAGGGGCUGUUUCUGCAGGACAAUGUGGUAGCCCAGUUCAGCGUAGAUGAGAAUGGACAAAUGACUGCCACUGCAAAGGGCAGAGUCAGACUCUUCAAUAACUGGGAUGUCUGUGCUGACAUGAUCGGCUCUUUCACUGACACAGAGGAUCCUGCCAAGUUCAAGAUGAAGUACUGGGGAGUCGCCUCUUUUCUGCAGAAAGGAAAUGAUGAUCACUGGGUAGUGGACACAGAUUAUGAUACAUAUGCUCUUCAUUACUCCUGCCGCCAGCUAAAUGCAGAUGGCACUUGUGCUGACAGCUACUCCUUUGUGUUCUCCCGGGAUCCCAAGGGAUUGCCUCCAGAUGCACUGAAAAUUGUCAGACAAAGGCAGAUAGACCUCUGCUUGGACAGGAAAUACAGAGUUAUCGCCCAUAAUGGAUUUUGCUCUUAAGGAGAUCCAACCCUAUGGAAAGAAGCCAUGUUACAGCACCAUGGAUGUAAAGUUAACACACUGAUCAUGUGUUCUCUGGAAAAUGCUUUAAAUGGGUCCAUUUAGAUUUUCAAUAUAUUUAUCUGAGCUGUGUAGCUCACUUUGUUAAUAAACCAAUGAAACAUUUUAAUAAACUUGGAUUACAAGGGAUACAAAUUGUAUGCAAAUCUGUACAUAUGUACACAUUGGUUUCAUUAGUAGUCUGUUAUCUUAGUGCACUCUUUUGAACUGGUGACUGGUGAUAAUUAAGAAUUUAAUCUUGCUUUUUGUAGUGGUUUCAAUUUCUGGCUAAAAGAGUAUUUAUCUUAUAAACCACCAAGUACAUGUAUUUUCUUUUCAACAAGAACAUUAUAUUUUCCCUAUAAAAUACUCGGAAUCAUUUAGAAAAGAGAAAGGAAUUUCAGUGACCCUAAAUAUCACUAAUUAACUUUAUUAUAUGACUUGCAAAGACAUAAAAAAUAUACAUAUUUUUAAAAGAACUAUUUUACACAUGACGAUUAACCAUUUAUUUAUUUAUUCUUUACUUAUUAAUUCUCAUGUAUUAAGUCCAUAUUUUUAAUUUGAGAUGGAACCAAACUAGUCAUUUACUUGAUGAUAACACAUGUUCAUUACCUUGUUUCAGUUAGUCUGCUCAAACUUACAUUCAGGCAGACAGUUAUUGAAGUUUUUAAUCAAGUUCCCUUUAAAAACUGGAUUUUAAAAAAAGCAGAUACUUUCUGAGGAUGAACAUUUUCACUAGAAACUUUUAAGUACUUAAUUCAACUAUUUUACAUUCACCAAGUUCAUUGCCAUAUUUCUAUUUAUUUCAGCGUAAGAGGAGAAUUCAAUCCCUUAAAUUAAAUUGUCCAAAUCCUACUGAGGCAAAGCAAUGAAGUCAAGAGAAUUUUACCCAUGGGAAUUAAAAAUAUGUAUUUAGCUUUUUCCCUCCUCCUCUGGCAUGUAAUACUAUAACAUAAUGACCUAUAUGACCUGGGAUAGCAUAGACAAAAUCCAAAAUGUGGCAUAGCUCAGACUUUAAAUAAUUAUCUGGUAAUGAAAGACAAAUGUGGCUGUUCAUGGUUGCUUCUUCUUACAGUGGUUUCUGUACCUGCUCUAUGCCUUUCAGCGUUCCCUGUACAACAGAGAAAAAUUUCCUGACAUUUACGUCUGAAAUAGGCAACAUUAUACAGAAUUGGAUUGACAGCAGAGUUGGCAAAAGUGAAUAAUACUAUCCAGAAGAAAACUGAUGGCAAAAUAUUUAAAUCUUCUUUGAAGUUCUGAACUAAAAUUAAAAAAAUAAUUACUACU
This is a messenger RNA of Zonotrichia leucophrys gambelii, 2137 nucleotides long. It is a transcript of the gene RBP4, whose product is annotated as retinol binding protein 4. Gene Ontology annotation, molecular function: retinol binding; retinol transmembrane transporter activity. The record is from RefSeq and is a predicted model, not a curated record. NCBI's taxonomy places the organism in Eukaryota, Metazoa, Chordata, Aves, Passeriformes, Passerellidae. Gene Ontology annotation, biological process: retinol transport. The transcript has 6 exons. Bases 26 to 811 code for a protein of 261 amino acids.